Penicillium alfredii is the source of this 1146-nucleotide messenger RNA. RefSeq lists its product as uncharacterized. The record is from RefSeq and is a predicted model, not a curated record. Lineage: Eukaryota; Fungi; Ascomycota; Eurotiomycetes; Eurotiales; Aspergillaceae. The transcript is spliced from 2 exons. Bases 1 to 1146 code for a protein of 381 amino acids.
AUGUUUCUUCGCUCUAUGCUACUGGGUGGCGCUGCUGCCCUCGGCGCCAGCGCUGUCCUGGUCGUUCCCGAGAUGGAGCCUAAGGUCGACGCCGUCAAAGAUGGCUUCAUGAAUGUCCAUCCGAUGCUGCUGGCAGAUGCCCAGCAGGCAGUGGUUGACCUGCCCUGUACCGAAUGUCCAUUUCGAGAAGUUGAUGAGAAGGGCACUGUCAGCUGGACUGAUGGCAUACCCUCAACCUUGAUGCUGGAUUUCUCUGUCGUUGAUAACCGUCUGCUGGCCAACGGUCGCCAAAUCUUCCCUCCCGGCCCUGCCUCUCCCAUCCUGGCUGUUCAACAACGGGUAGAUGGCAAGGACUCUGACCCCAUUCCCGUUGGCUAUGCUCUUCAGACCGGUGUCAUGGCCGCCAAAUCCGAUGAGCCUGAUGUGAAGAUGGCUGAGGUUCGCUUCACUGUCUUCAACCUGGAGGGCCAGCCUGUUCCCGUUGAUACGGUGGCAAUUACUGUCAUUCAAGACGCCCAGGGGCUGCUCUUGAUUGCCCGCGCUGAAAUUGAAAAGACAGCUCCUCCCUCGGGCAGUAUCUCGUGGAAGGAUUGCCAGGGCAAGGGCAAGGCCAAGUGCAUGCAGGAGUUGAUGGUUGCUCGUGUGCAGGGCCUGCUGACAGCUGCCAAGGCACGGGUGAUGGGUAUGGCAUCUGGCCGCAAGCCUUGCCACGGAAAGCACAAGGGCAAGGGCAAGCACAUGAUGGGACACCAUGGCCACAAGGAUGCGAUUGCUGCUGCUCUUUUCCCUGGGCUCGAGGGCGAGGGUUUCAAGCACGGCGACCACCCUCACCACCCUCACCACCCCCACCACAUGCACCGUGGUGCCUUUGCCCGUGCCUUCUCUCGUAUGGUGCGAUUCAUUGUUGUCCCGGCUGUUCUGGGUGUCCUAGCUGGUUUGACGGCCAGUGCCGUUGGCAUGCUGAUCGGACAGCUCGUGGUUUCCCUCUGGCAGCGCUACCGGGGCACCAAGCCCCAGGAGCACCGGGCUGCCUGGGAAGAUGGUGAUGCGUGCGAGAAGCAGGGUCUGAUGACCGAGCCUGAGGAUGUGCUUCCCGUGUACACCGAGGAGCCUUCAGAGACCCGAGUGUCGACAGACAAGACCUAA